UGUACGGAUACACUUCCGAGUAUUGCAAAGAAGCGUGAAGUGUAACUUAAUUAUAAGACGUAGAAGGUUGAAAUGUACGAAUACACUUCAGAGUAUUACAAAGAAGUAUAAUUGUCAUACACAUUUACCAAUGCAUCUGAGAUAAAAGAUUGAAAUGUAUAAAUGGAAAUGAAAUCAACGAGAACUGUCACCGAUGACUGAUGCAAAAGUAAAACAAUCAAUGUUCUCGAAGUGGUGGCUGGAGAAGUUUGGAAAGCUCAAUACAUCUCAAAGGUCUGAAGUGUAAUUUAUUUUAUCGUCAAAUACUCUCCAAAAUAUCUAAGCUAAAAGAUCGGAAUGUAUGAAUGAAAAUCAAACGAACGAGACGUGUCGCCGAUAAUUACCGAAAAAGGAGGAAACAUCGGACGCUAACGAGGGAAGUAUUCCGUGUGACGUAACCAGUCCAUUUUCUCGCAAAUGAAAAGAGCAAACGUUAUUGUUAGUAGCUGAUAAGUGGAGACCGCUGGCCAGGUAUUGGCUCGUAUAAGACGCUGUACAUCAUUGCGAGUACAUCAGUAGAUCCUCGAGCCAUCAAACUCUGCGCCCAGUCACCCAAUGAUCGCACAUCGGUCGCUUCAACGGCCUCCAUGAAGAUCACGAAUAAUCGAAUCCAUCGGGAAGGAAGCCUCGAGAAACGAGAAAGAAUCGACAAGUGCCCCUGAAAAUAUUCAGAUUGAAUUCCUCGAGUGAAAAUCACGCAGUGAGUUUUACACGGUGGAUCUCCGAUGAGUGAUUGAAAACUGAACAGCGGAUCUCGAAGAGCUACAAGUGUCUUAAGAAAAGACGGGAGACAGAAAUUGAUCGAUGAGCUGGUUGAUUUUUUACGAGGAAAUACACACUAUAAUAAAGAGCAGAAGUGACUGGCAGUGAGUUUCUUCAGCUGUGUAACGCAGCUGUUGACAGCGAAAUAAUUCGUGAAGAGAAUAAAUAGAACACGCAGAGAUAAACGUUUUCCCUUCUUUUUUUUUUUUCCUUUUUCGGUCAGAACACGAUUAUCGGCGGCGUUAAGUGAAAGGCUAACGGGGAACGAUAAUUAACGACGGGAAGUAAUCAGUUUCCCGUCGAUUCUUUAACCCGGCGAAUUCACAUUCUGCUGGCUAUUACACCGAAAAAUUCCCAGAGAUUAGGAUUCCAACGUGAAAUUCUGAAAUGCUGCACCAGGCUGCAUAGAAAUUCGUAUCGAUAACUAACUACUCCUAUCUACGAUCACGUGGAAAACUUGAGGAUGGAGAGAUAGAACAGCUAGAUAUUUGCUCGACAAGUGAAAUAAUCCUUUGACCGCUGAUCGUUCCGUUGGCGAUAAGAGACAAGAAACUUGCACCUGCAUCAUUCUAACGUGAUUAACGAGACUAUGUGUAACGCAGUGCGAAACAACGAGUCAAAUAUGAGAACAGCGUGCAAUUCUCUGUGAAAACGAGUAAGAAAGAUCCACGACAAAGAAAAAUUUCCCCCGGAACCUAAAAAAAAGCGAAGAAACAGCAAAAAAAAAACAGAAAAAAGAGAGAAAAAUGAAUGGAAACGUUUCGAAAAGUCCCAGUUUGGACGUGAAGUCAUCCUCGCCGGACAGAGGAGAGAAGCAGAAUUUGCUAGCAACGUUGACGAAAACCACACCUGUUAUAGUAAAAGUCGCCAGGGGCCCGAACCCAUCGUUCCGAAGCAGGAGCCGGUACAGAGCGGGGCCAACGCGGAAGCUUCGUCGUCGCGCCGUGUUGAAGAACGGCGACUGCAACGUUCUCCAAUCACGAAUCUCCCGUCGCUCGCUGCGUUUCCUCCAGGAUAUCUUCACCACCCUGGUGGACACGCAAUGGCGCUGGACGUUGCUCUGCUUCAGCCUAAGUUUCGCACUCUCCUGGCUUGGUUUCGCUGUGAUCUGGUGGUUGAUCGCGUUCACCCACGGUGACUUCGAGGAACGUCACUUGCCGCCGUUUCAAAUCGAGAGCAACUGGACGCCCUGUAUCUACAACAUCUUCUCCUUCACCAGUUGCAUCCUCUUCAGUAUCGAGACACAGCACACGAUCGGCUACGGCAGCCGUUCCACCACGGAAGAAUGCCCUGAAGCGAUAUUCGUGAUGUGCGUGCAGAGCAUCGCUGGCGUGAUGAUACAGGCGUUCAUGGUUGGCAUAGUGUUCGCAAAGAUGAGCAGACCGAAGCAGAGAACUCAGACACUGUUGUUCUCGAGGAACGCGGUGAUUUGUCAAAGAGACGGCGAGCUUUGCCUGAUGUUUCGCGUCGGUGACAUGAGGAAGAGCCACAUAAUCGGCGCUGCUGUUCGAGCGCAAUUAAUCAGGUCAAGAACCACCAAAGAGGGCGAAGUGUUGUCGCAGAAUCAACAAGAGUUGGCCGUAGGUACCGAUGGACAGAAUGGAAAUCUCUUCUUCAUCUGGCCGACAACUAUCGUUCACAAAAUCAACGCCGAAUCUCCGUUCUACAAUAUGUCCGCCGAGGAGAUGUUAACGGAGAGAUUCGAGGUUGUGGCCAUUUUGGAAGGUACCAUCGAGUCUACAGGACAGACGACUCAAGCUAGAUCUAGCUACUUGCCACAGGAGAUUCUCUGGGGGCAUAGAUUCGAGCCAAUGGUGAUGUACUCGAAGGAGAGACAAGGUUACGAGGUGGAUUACUCGCUGUUCAAUAGCACCACGCAAGUGGACACUCCGUUGUGCUCGGGCAAAGAGCUUGCUGAAUUUUACAAGGUGCAGGAGGAACUUCGUCAUGGAAACGGUGUUAUAGUCGACGAGGACUUCCUAGUUGAGUCCUAUCACGACAGCCAGUGUCACUACGGUCAUCGUCCAAUGGCUAUGGUCAGUCAUCAUCAACACACGCAUCCUCUGCACUACGUGGACAGCGGUAGAAGCGAGACCAGUGCCGACGAGGCGACCACCUGUCGGAACGCCUGCAGAGAUUCUAUUUACCACGGUCCUGCAUUGCCUAAUCGCGACCAUAGUCACAGCAAGAUCCUCGAUUUAGAUCCUGACGGUAUCCAGGUGAUGGGCGAAGUAGAUCUGCAGCAGUUACCCGAGGCAGUGAACAGGGAGAUCCUGAAGAACAGCAGGGAGAUCAUCUUCGAGGAGCCAGAGGCGUUCAGAGAGGGUAGUCCAUUGUUGAGAUCGGCUAGUCGAAGGAGUACAGUGAGACAUCCGUUGCUGGACGAAGAGAGAAGAUCGUUGCACAGUUCCAGGAGGAGUCUCUAUCACAAGAAUAUUCUGAGAGGCUUGGAGGAGGAGAAGAGGUCGCUGGAUGGGUCAAGGAGGAAUCUGACUGGCUCCAGGAAGUACUUGUUAAUACCUUUGGACAACAAGAGCGUGGAAACUGGUCACAGAGAGAGUUUCACCUCGGCUAGACGUCACACUGGUAGCAGAGAGAGAUUGAACGCUAUGAGGAAGAAUAUCAGCGUGAAAGAGACGAAGGAAAGUUUCGAGCCAGAUCCCAGAGGAAGGCUGAACUCGAACGACGACAGAUUGAUGAUCGAAAUGGAGAAAUCUGUUAAGUCGCCUCGUAUGCAGGAGUUACUGUCGUCCGAAGACAACAGAACUUCGUUGUCAGACCCUAAUUUAUCACCGAACGGGUACAACUCCUCCGCCAAGUGUCGUCGAUCGUUGGUACCAACGUUACCGAUCUCCCCGGUAUCCGAUCUCUCCCCGGAAUCUGGUUUCUACGAAGGAACUCAAUGGGGUUCCAGUCCAGAGUACGUCAGGAAGGAUCUUCGACUCCAUAACGAAGCUGUGGUCACGAGGAACAGAAGGAGCUACGAGAACGCGCAGCUUCAGGACGUGAACGAGGCAUUGUCCAGGCCGCACAGCGACAACAGCUCGUUGGACAGCGAGGAAUCGGCGAAAAAUUCGACCAACGACGGUAAUUCUCGCAAAUACAACGAGAAGAAUACGGUAAAACAGACGGCGAUCUCUUACACGAGCGUAUGACGAGGAAAGUGUGCCUUUCUCCCGAAUGUAACAUACGUACACCGCUUCUAAUAAGUGCCAGUGCAAUCGUGUUGUACAGUCGAAACUAGCGUUCUACUUCCGAAACAAGGUAUUCGCGGUUGGUUAUUCAACCCUCGAUCAACGAUGUCGGAAUUGCGAUUGGGUAAUUGAAAGAUACAACGUUUC
This is a messenger RNA of Habropoda laboriosa, 4142 nucleotides long. RefSeq lists its product as uncharacterized. Gene Ontology annotation, molecular function: inward rectifier potassium channel activity. Lineage: Eukaryota; Metazoa; Arthropoda; Insecta; Hymenoptera; Apidae. The transcript is spliced from 3 exons. Gene Ontology annotation, cellular component: plasma membrane. Gene Ontology annotation, biological process: regulation of monoatomic ion transmembrane transport; potassium ion import across plasma membrane. The record is from RefSeq and is a predicted model, not a curated record. The coding region runs from base 1548 to 3956 and encodes 802 amino acids.